Messenger RNA from Trichoderma asperellum CBS 433.97, 1317 nucleotides. RefSeq lists its product as uncharacterized. Lineage: Eukaryota; Fungi; Ascomycota; Sordariomycetes; Hypocreales; Hypocreaceae. The record is from RefSeq and is a predicted model, not a curated record. Gene Ontology annotation, molecular function: phosphatidylcholine lysophospholipase A1 activity. Gene Ontology annotation, cellular component: lipid droplet.
AUGGAUUUUGCCGGCGGAAGCAACAAGGCGGACCACCUCUGCGUCUUGGUUCAUGGACUAUGGGGGAACCCGAACCACAUGAACAACAUUGCCAAGACGCUGCGAGCUCAACACUCCCCCGACGACCUCUACCUCUUACUGGCCAAGCGAAACAGCGGCAGCUUCACCUACGAUGGCAUCGAGCUUGGUGGCGAGCGAGUCUGCGCCGAGAUUAUAGAAGAGCUCAAGACCAUUGAGAACAAUGGCGGCAAGAUUAGGAAGCUGAGUGUCGUAGGAUACUCGCUCGGCGGGCUGGUAUCGCGAUAUGCAGUCGGCCUGCUGUACGCAAAGGGCAUUCUGGACUCGGUUGAGUGCAUGAACUUUACGACGUUUGCUUCGCCACAUCUGGGAGUACGCACUCCUCUCAAAGGAUGGCAUAAUCACAUAUGGAAUGUGCUGGGCGCGAGAACAUUGUCAAUGUCCGGGAGCCAACUAUUCACCAUUGACAAGUUUCGAGACACCGGCCGCCCCUUACUAUCUGUCAUGGCCGAUCCGCAAUCUAUUUUCAUGCUGGGGCUGCAAAAGUUUAGGAGACAUACGUUGUACAGCAAUAUCGUUAAUGACCGAAGUGCGGUUUACUAUACGACCUGUAUAGAAAAGACGGAUCCAUACAAGGAUAUAGAUCGGAUCAAGGUCAACUUUCUUAAAGAUCAAGAGGGUGUACUAUUAGACGCUGCGCAUCCCUUCUCUCCGCGACCCAAAGUCCCCGCACCAAUUACUAUUUCAUCGCUGACCGAAAUGGGUGUGCGAUGGCUGAGAGGAAUCCCAUUCAUGGUCACAGUAUCGGUUCUGGUGCCUAUUGGCGUGGUGGCCUAUCUUAUCAACUCGGUUUUUCAAACCAUACGAAGCACAAAGCGCAUCAAGCUACAUGAAGGUGGCCUAGCGGGCAUCGACAUCAGGGAGUACCGGGUCCCCAUCCUGAUCAAGGAGUUUCGUGAAGAGGUCGAACACGUCUACGAGGCCCUGAACAACUCGCAGCACCAAGAAUACUUGGCGGACGAAGACGAAGACGAAGAGACGGGCAUGAAUGCCGAAGAUAGAAGCACAAUGGCUCGAGAGAGGAGAAUGUCCAUCCCUACGCAGCCAACGCUGGCCUUGGCACCAUGCCAGUUCGAGAUGAUUCGAUCCCUAAACUCACUCAAAUGGAGGAAAUACCCCGUCUGGAUUCAAAAUGACCGACACACGCAUGCGGCCGUCAUUGUACGCUUUGAGAAGAAGACGUUUAACGAGGGUUGGGUGAUUUUGCGACACUAUGCGGGCGAAGAGUUCUUGCUAUAG